AUGGCUGGUGGAACUACAAUACCAAUGAAAGUUGAAGACCAUGUUGAACAGGCAAUGCACGCAGCUAUUGCAGAGCAAACGACGUCUAAUCUAGCUGAGACGCCAGACGUGUGCGAUAUAGCAGCAGAUACCUGCCAGAAAAUUACAAAUGCACGGGCAGACAACAAGGGCCUAGUCGUUGCUGGAUUUAUCAAUGCAUCAGCAACUAUACCCCAGCAGGAACUAUACGAUAUCUGUGCAGAUGGUGGAGGAUCUUUAGCGGCGGCAGGAGUGGUCAACUCAUUUGAUCAGCAAGAGCUUCUGGAGACAACGGCGAGCAAGCAGGCGGUAGGGAGCCAAGUAAUUCGCGGCGUGCAUGCGACAGGCGGUAGUAAUAUUCGAGCAGGCUAUAUAAACGCAAAAGAGCAAGACUACCGACGCAAACAAGAAAUUCUGGGCAUCAACGCACACUGA
Messenger RNA from Bipolaris oryzae ATCC 44560, 453 nucleotides. RefSeq lists its product as uncharacterized. The record is from RefSeq and is a predicted model, not a curated record. Bases 1 to 453 code for a protein of 150 amino acids. NCBI's taxonomy places the organism in Eukaryota, Fungi, Ascomycota, Dothideomycetes, Pleosporales, Pleosporaceae. The transcript is spliced from 2 exons.